AUGGCUGGGUUGGCAUCCGCAAGCGCUUUAUCGUCGGUCUUUGACGAGGUCAUUCUCUUGGAGCGAGACAAUCUCCCAGCACAAGUGGAGGCACUGCCAGCAAAGAGAGGUGGAGUGCCACAAUUCCAGCAACCCCAUGUGAUGCUGUGUGGGGGCCUGCGGCUGUGUGAGGAUCUUUUUGGGGGCUUCAAGGAUAACCUGAGGAAAGCAGGAGCCCAAGAUGUGGACUGGCUCAAAGACUGCUCUGUGUGGGACUUUGGAGGCUACAUGGAACCCAUGCCGCAGGACGAGCCAUCGCCCCUCGAGUCCGUGGGGGCUACCAGAAAGUUGAUGGAGCACACAGCGCGCGAGAUAGUCUCAACGAAGGACAACAUCACUCUGCGGAGUGGAGCUGUUGUCAGCGGACUGCGAUACUCUGACGGGAGUGCCACAGUGUCAGGUGUGGUGCUGAAAGAUGGAGAACAGAUACCGGCAGACUUUGUGGUUGAUGCGAGCGGCCGCAACAGCAAGCUGUCAGAGUGGCUGCAAGCUUCAGGCCACUCGGCGCCGCCCCAGGAGGUCAUCAAUUCCGGCCUCGGCUACGGCACGCGCACCUACCAGAUGCCAGAGCACUGGUUCCGCGAGCAUGGCUGGAAGGCUGCCACCAUAUCACCCAGGCCACACUCUGGGCGACAGGGGCUGCUGCUGCCAGUGGAGGAUGACCGAUGGCAGCUCAUCAUGACCGGCAUGGCUGGCGAUCAUCCACCCACCGAUGAGGAGGGGUACCUGGAGUUUGCCCGGUCCCUGCCGCAGCUUGACAUUUAUGAUGCCAUCAGGCAGGCCGAGCCAAUCGGCCCUGUGUACACAUACUCCCGCACAGAAAACAUCAGGCGGCGAUAUGAGAAGGUUGAGCUGCCUGCCGGGGUGUGCGUGCUGGGAGAUGCAGCAGCAUCCUUCAAUCCCAUAUAUGGCCAAGGCAUGACCGUCGGCAUCAAAGCUGCCAUUCUGCUGCGGGACCUGCUGCAGAAGCGACUGGCAACGGGCGCCAGGUUCUCAACAGACAAGCGCACUGAGCUUCUGCAAGGCUUUGGCAAGGAGUAUCAGGCGGCACUGGCAGCACUGCAAGACUUUCCCUGGACAGUCGCCACUGGCGAUGACGAGAAGCACCUCCAGGCGCUCGGCAAGCUCCCGGCCAAGAAGAAGACUGCUGGGGAGACAUUCAUCAACUGGUACUUCUUGCAGGCGAUCAAAUGUGCCAUGCACGACUACAAAGUCAGGAGUGAGAUAUUCACCGUAAACCACAUGAUGGUGGAGCCAUCAGCGCUGUUCAGCCCUUCCAUAGCUUCAAAGGUGGCCCUGAUCAGCCUCAAGGACGCAUGGGGAAACCUGACAGCAGCUGGCUAG
Coccomyxa subellipsoidea C-169 is the source of this 1383-nucleotide messenger RNA. Its product is annotated as FAD/NAD(P)-binding domain-containing protein. Gene Ontology annotation, cellular component: membrane. Lineage: Eukaryota; Viridiplantae; Chlorophyta; Trebouxiophyceae; Coccomyxaceae. The record is from RefSeq and is a predicted model, not a curated record. The coding region runs from base 1 to 1383 and encodes 460 amino acids. Gene Ontology annotation, molecular function: squalene monooxygenase activity; flavin adenine dinucleotide binding. The transcript has 9 exons.